This is a messenger RNA of Pteronotus mesoamericanus, 1437 nucleotides long. It is a transcript of the gene UBXN11, whose product is annotated as UBX domain protein 11. Lineage: Eukaryota; Metazoa; Chordata; Mammalia; Chiroptera; Mormoopidae. The coding region runs from base 1 to 1437 and encodes 478 amino acids. Gene Ontology annotation, biological process: proteasome-mediated ubiquitin-dependent protein catabolic process. Gene Ontology annotation, molecular function: ubiquitin binding. The transcript has 14 exons. The record is from RefSeq and is a predicted model, not a curated record.
AUGAGCUCACCUUUGGCCUCCCUUGGCAAGACCCGGAGAGUGCCCCUGCAGUCGGAGCCUGUGAAUUCAGGGAGGCGAGGGAUAAAACUCUACGGAGAUGAAAAUGAGGUGGAGGUGCUGAAUGACGGACAUGGCUCAGAAGAAAGGAUCUCUGUCCCUUCCUGCUAUGGCGGCAUAGGUGCCCCUGUGAGUAGACAAGCACCUGUAUUCCACGACUCGGAGUUGAUGGCCACUAUGACAAGGAAGGUGCAGAAUCUGGAGCGGCAGGUGAAGGCCCAGACUGACGAGAUACUGUGCAAGGACCGGAAGAUCCAAGCCCUGGAGGAAUUGGUGGAGACCCUCCAGGAGCAUGAGGGCCAGAUGUCCCUGCAGCGGCAGGAGGAGCUGGAGACGAUGUGCAUGCAGCUUCAGCGACAGGUCGGGGAGAUGGAGCGAUUCCUUGGUGACUAUGGCCUGCGCUGGGUGGGUGAGCCCAUGGACCAGGAGGACUUGGAGGAGAGUGCAGACUCAGAGGAGGACAAGAUGGACUGGAUGAAGGCCAAGAAGUUCUGGAAGCCAGGGGAUUCACUGGUGCCCCCUGAAGUGGACUUUGACAGGCUGCUGGCCAGCCUGAAGGACCUCAGUGAGCUGAUGGUAGACGGUGAGACCCAAGUGAUGCCAAUGCCCGGCGGAGCACAGCUCCAUGUCCUUGAGCCCAUCCCCCUGAAGCUUUACCGGAAUGGCAUCAUGAUGUUUGAUGGGCCCUUCCGGCCGUUCCAUGAUCCCUCCACACAGCGCUGCCUCCGAGACAUACUGGAUGGCUUCUUCCCCUCAGAGCUCCAGCGCCUGUACCCUGACGGGGUCCCCUUUAAGGUGAGUGACCUACGCAACCAGGUCUACCCAGAGAAUGGGCUGGACCCAUUCCCAGGCGAGGGCCGCGUGGUGGGCCGGCAGAGGAUUGGAAAGCCCUCAGCCACAGUGGAGCACCCAGGCUCUGAGAUGACUGCAGAGCAGUUUCUGAACAAGCUCCCCAAGUUUGUGAUCCGUAAAGGCGAGGUGAUUGACAUUCGGGGCUCCAUCCGGGACACACUGCAGAACUGCUGCCCGUGGCCUGUCCCAGUCCAGGAGAUUGUGGUGGAGACACCUGCCCUGGCUGCAGAGCGUAACAGGAGCCAGGAGUCGCCAGAGUCACCUGCUCCCCGGCUCUCCAUGCUGCGCAUCAAGUCUGAGGAUGGCGAACAGGCCUUUCUGCUGCUGAUGCGGCCUGAGGACACUGUUGGUGAUGUGCGUGCUCUGCUUGCACAAGCCAGGGCGGUGGACACAAACACCUUCGAGAUCUUCAGUACAUUCCCACCCAAAGUCUACCACGAGGAUGCGCUCACGCUGCAGGACGAAGGACUGGUGCCCAAUGCAGUUCUGCUACUGAGAGCAUGCCGGGCUCCGCUGCCUGCGUCCUGA